AUGACCUGGGCAAAGAUAGCUGGGAAGGGCAUCGCAGUAGUGGAGAAUUCCUCGUACGAGGUGACCUGGAAUUGCGACGUUCAGGAAGAGAAUCGAGCGUUGGUCGACCGAAUCGCGCUGGGCAUGACACAGAGGUACGGAUACAAGCGUAUCGCCGUCCGUGCAGGAGUCCACAAUACUUUCUCCAAGAGAGAUCAGUACAAUCGAAAGUACAUCGAGCGGAACGCUCCGUGGCAUUUCACGCUCGAGUUUCUCACAGCUGACGGUACGUAUCGUAAUGCACACGUGUAUACUGAUAUCGAGGUGAAGAAGAACAAGCUCGGCGAGCAGGUUCCAAUCGCCAAAGGGCUGACCAAAUUGGGUGGCAGCAUCAAAGAGAACCCAGAAACGUUUGGAGACCAGGACCAUCCUAGUGCAAAGAGAUUUGCGACACUGUCAAGUGUUGUGAGAUUCUCCGCCUCCAAGAUCACGUUCAAGAUCUGA
Molecule: messenger RNA, 483 nt
Organism: Cyphellophora europaea CBS 101466
Lineage: Eukaryota; Fungi; Ascomycota; Eurotiomycetes; Chaetothyriales; Cyphellophoraceae
Exons: 2
Coding region: 1-483 (160 amino acids)
Source: RefSeq, a predicted model, not a curated record